GCCUCGAGGCAAAUAUUCAAUUCUUGUAAAUUGGCCAACAGCUGGCCAUAAAACGGAACCUGAUCAGAGUCAGAGUCAGCAGGAGGAGCAUCUGCAUCAGCAUCAUCAUCAUUUUGAUUGGCCUCCCAUCAAUGUUUGCUCCAGUUGCCAUGGCCAUGUCACCCUCGGCUCCGGCUCCGGCUUCGGCUUCAGCCAAUUGCAAUGGCAAUCUAUCGCCGCGUAAAGACAAGACAAUACUCAAUUGGUUAAAGAAAAGUUCGAGUGCUAGCCACGAUAGUGUGAAUAACAAUAAUAAUCCAAAUCCAAAUUCAAAUAACGAUAACAAUUGCAAUUGUGAGACUCGUGCGUUUCGUGAUUUUCGUGGCGUGCAAACUUUGCGUUUACUUUGGAGCAAACGUAUACACAGUGCCAGCGAGGAUCAUCAUCAUCAUCACCAGCAGCAGCAGCAUCAACUGCAGGACCAACACGCAGGAUCGUCCUCGCUGGGCACAUUGAAAAAGUUAAAUAAAUCGGUUAGCUGUUUGGUUAAUGCCUUCAAUAACGCUCGCGAUUGGCCCUUGACACCGGAGAAGACGUUGGCCAAACGCUCGGCUAGUUUGCAUAAUUUACAACAGCAACAGCAACAGCAGCAGCAGCAACAACAACAACAACAACAUAAACGAUCUAUUGCAAGUAUAGAACAAUUACAACUGCUACAACAACGUGAAAAGGAUAAUUUCUAUAAAUACAAAAACGCCGAACAGGCCAAAAUGCAUAGCAAAUUGAAACGUGCCAACUGCUCACUGGAUGAAACAAUGAUUGCAGUGGCCAAAGAGAAAAGUCCCAAAAAGGGAGAGUGCAAAAUGGAAGAGGAGAGCACCAACACCAACACCAACACCAGCAGCAAAUGCUUAUCAGCAACGAAAUCAGAUAACAAGAAUGAGAAUUGUAUACAAAUUUUGCCCGACACGGCUGCCGCUCUCAGUCUGAGCGCGACAAGCGCCCAAAGCGGCGGCAGUAGCGAAUCGCUGCGUACCAAUUCAACGUCCACUUCAUCUGUCAAUCAUUCGACUCUGACGUCAUCCGGUGGCGGUGGCGGUGGCGGGGGCAGAGCGAUUUCACGACGUAAAUACAGUUUUAAGACGCAUGCAGGUAAAUCUUAUCAUCAACAUCAUACACCGCGACGAAUGAGCAGCAAUCUAAGCAGCAGCAGCAGCAUUGGCAGUGCAAGCCAAGGGCUAUCAGGAGCCGGACAAGGUCUGGCAAUGGGACACGAAACACUCAGUAGAAGUGGCAACAGCAUGGUGGCCAAAUUGACCCAACAAUUCAAUGAGAUCAUUCAAAAGGAUGCACGUGUCCUCGAGCAGGUGAAACGUAACAAUGGCGUAUGGCUGGCCAGAGGUGGACAUGUCUACAAGAUAGUCGAAAAGACGACGACAGCCGCCACAACUGAACCGAAUGGAACAGUUCAAAGGAAUAUCAAGAAAUUUGAGAAACUCGAGAAGCCCGCGGUGCCUUUAAAAUCGCAGCAAUUGUUGCGAAGGCAUCAGGAACUCUUGGCCAGGUCGGGACAGAAUAAAGCCAAGAGGAAUUCCAAAUUGCAAGCCUUGGAGGUGCUUAAUGAAGAGCCAAAGAUUCAAAUAGAAACCCAUAAUGAACAUCCAAACGUGGAAAACGAAAUUGUGGUCACAAACAAAUCAAAUGCAUCUGAGUCACAGAAUCUGAAUCAGGUGGAUAACAAUAUUAGCCAAGAUAAAAAUAGUGAUGAUGAAUUUGUUGUGGUGGAGCAGCAGCACCAAGAGGAGGUGGAAAAUGUGGAAGAGGUGGAAAGGCAAAAGCAACGUAAACACAAAUAUGCUACAAUCUAUGAGAAAUUGCGUUUCACUUUCCAAAAGGGCAGAAAAUCACCAACUAAAGCGACUUCACCUCUGCACUUAAAGGUCACCGAGGAGAAGGUGCAGCAGCAAUCAUCGAAUCAUCUCACAGUGCAAGAUGAUAACGCUUCGCAGUCUAGAAUUUCGCCAUGCGUUGAGGCAGACUCCAAGAUUCUGGAUGCCUUGGAGGUUUUGGAUCAGAAAUUAAAAGUAUUAAGCCUGCCGAGCAAUGAUAAUAACGGAACAACGGAAACGGUAUCAACACCGGAACUUCUAUUGGCUGCCAAUGAUGAUUUCGAGCAGCGGAUAUUGCCAAAUAAUUCGUUUAUUUAUCAAGCAGCCAAUAAACAAAUAUCGAACAAUCAAAUUCUAAUCAAUCAAGCGGUAAAUGUGACCUUGGUCAAUGCCAUUGAAGGCGAACAGAUGAUCAUGGAGCAGAAACAGUUGGCCAAGUUGGCAGCCAAGGACCAGAAGGAGGAAGACAAGGAUGAGAAGGAUGAAGUUAGACAACCAUCAGAUGGCAUAGAGACCACGACUCAAUUGGAGACAGAAUCCAUUUACGAGCCAAUCACAUUGGCUCAAUUAGAAUCACAAAAGACUGACCUGACACAGCAGGCAUCGAGCCUAUUUAAAAUAUCCUCCUCUCAAAAGGCAGAACUCAACGAGGAUAUCUAUCAGACUGUAGAGGAAGCAGCAGCCUCAACUGCCCAACCAACAACAACGACGCCGACGACGACUACAUCUCUGGAGGGUUAUGAGUCCAUAGCGGGCUCCAGAGAGUCACGGACUUCGGGUUCGGCUUUCGAUGGCUAUGAGUCAUUUGCCGAAGCCUCGCAGGUCUCUCAGACCUCGACGGGGGGAACCCAAGGAGGUCGCAAUACACGCGACGAGUUGCCUGAAUUGCCCAAGCCCAAGAGAAAUUUGCCCAAAUCUCCUCAAAUCCUAAGACCGGCUCCGGCAAAACCCGAUCCAGAUCCCGAGGAUGAGAACAUCUAUGAUACGAUCAAGGGCUGCUACGAGUCCAUGUCGAUGAUGCAGUCCAAAGUUCUGACCCGCAGGAAUAGUGGCCUAACCAAUGAUAGUAUAUCAAUCAACUCAAAUUGCUAUGAGAGCAUUCCCAAUUGUCGUCGAAGCAAAUUGAAUCCCAGCAGCAGCAGCACCAGCACGAUUACCAACACCAUUCAGCUGUCUAGCAGUGGUUCCACCCUGACCAUCUCAUCCGAUCACAAGACCAACAGUCUCUACGAAUCAUCAUUGGUCAAUGGUGUCGGUUGUCGCACAUCAUUGGGCAGUGGCGGCAGCUCCACUUCCAAUUCCAGCGGCAAACCCAGCGAGAAGCGCUCAUCGAUAGCCGGAUCAAGUGAUAAUAGCGAUGCUUGGGUUGAUAUUUCCGAUGGCGAUGGAGAUGGCGAUGGCGAGGGGCAAGCGGAGGCAGCGGAAAUGAUUGCAACCGAGUUUAUUGUUGUGCGGGAACAACGCUUUAAGCCGCAUCGGAAUCGUAGCCCGGAUUGGUCGAAACGCAUAAGAGACAAGAGACUGCAACAGAAGAAGGCCAUUAGCUGCAUUGAAGAUGACUCGGAUCAUUAUUAUGAGACGUUGUCGCCCUUGGGUCACAAACGGCAUUCACAAUCGACGCAACUAAUCUCUGGUUCGGAUCAAAAUGUUGCCUUGCGUUCAUCCCAACGACGGAUCAAGCAUAAUCAUCAUCAUUCGGUAUCGGCUCAUGCUCUGGGCGAGCAUUUGCCCAUUAAUUCCGAUGAUUAUGACUCCUUUGAAACGGAUAGCGACGAGCCGGGUGAACAGGAGCAACGUUUGAGAAAUCAAAAUGAUAGCGGUGUGGAUAUCAGUAAUCAUCGUCUACCCAAGCCACCGGCUGCCCAGCAGAAUCAAGUCUAUGAAUUUGUGCGUAAAUUCAAGGAUUUCAUAUCAAAUAAAAAGUCACCGAAAAGUAGUCAACAAAAGCUCUACGAGAAUACCUCACCAUCGACACAAUUCUAUGUGGAGAGUAAUUGCAAACCGAAGACGAAAUCCGAGCCGGAGGAGAUCUAUGACAAUACAGAGCAAAUCCAUCUCAGUCCCAGUCAACCAGCAACUUUAAUGCGUGAGAAGCAAAAGAAUGGCAAAAGUUUGCGCUCCCGUUUACGCAAGAGUCUUGUUGGCUCCACUUUUGAUACCAAACAGCUGUCCGCUUUGACUGCCACUCGAAGUACGUUCUAUAUCGAAGAUCCGGAACGAGGAGAGCCUGCCGGUUCGGGUAACCUGGAUUCGGGCUUUUCCGAGAAGAACUCUUCCGGUGAUUUGCCCAGCGUACCGAGCAUGGAAACGCAAAAGUUCUCCACUGUAGCUAGAAAGGCCAAAAAGGAGGCGAAAGCCUCUAGACGACGCACCACCAUAGGACUGAGACCACAUGAUCCACCACCGCCGCCGCCUCCAUUGACGCCAGCAACAGCUCCAAUAAUGACCUCACCACCGAAAAGUCCUCUCGACUCAAUGGGUCACGCCACCUCGUGGUAUGCCGAAUGUGGAGUCUUUAAGCAAUCGCCCAAUGGAGCCACUCAUGGCGAGGAGUUGGUCUCGCCAACCACACCGAAUGGUGCGAAUGGAGUUGGCGGUGGCGGUGCCAGUUCUUGGUAUGCCGAAUCGGGUCUCUAUCAAACCAGUGGCAUCUCAGUGGCCAGCUCCAGCGGCAGUUCCGGUGUAUCCACUGGCAAUGAAGCCGGACUCGGUGAUGACCUGCAGCCACAUAGUUUGUUCUCCAAUGAGCCUCUCUAUCAGAUGUACAGUGCAGCCAAAUUGGAGUCCAUUACACGGGAUCUGGAGGCGCAUGAGAGCUCUACGGAUGGCUAUGAAGAAAUUGGCCAAAAUGCACGACGAAAAACGGAACAGACUAAGACUAAGCCCAGGCCAUCGGCUUUGCAGUUGGUCGAACCGAAAAACGGUCCAUCAAGGACACUUUGGAGUGAAAUACCCGAAGUGAUACACUCCUGCAUAUUGCCCACAUUGACUCCACGCGAACGAGGCCUGCAAGAAGCCAAAUUCGAGAUUAUAACAUCGGAGGCGAGUUACCUGAAAUCAUUGAAUCUCCUGCGUCGUCAUUUCAUGAACAACAGUGCCUUUAUGGAUAGUUCCAUAUUGAGUCCACGGGAUCGCAAGGCCCUCUUCUCCUACAUUGUGCCUGUGCACGAAUGCUCGGAACGACUUCUCACCGAAUUGGAAUGCUGCUGGCAGAAUAACAUUAUGCUGUUGGGCCUAAGUCGUUGCAUUUAUGAGAUAGCCGAAAAACAUUUUCAUGUCUACGUUGCCUUUUGUGAGCAUCAAGGGCGAAUGGAUCGAACAUUGAGACGGCUGAAAGAGGCGAAGAGUGGUUCAUUCCAAAUGCAUCUGGAGAAAUUGGAGGCAAAUCCCAAUUGUUGUGGUCUCAAUUUGCAUUCGUUCCUUAUGCUACCCAUGCAGAGGAUAACAAGAUUGCCGUUGCUAAUCGAUGCUGUGUUUAGCAAGGAAUCGCCCCUUAAUCAGGAGGAAUACGAAAGCUGGAAACUUACCUUGGCUUUGGUGCAGAAAAUUGUGGCCCAAUGCAACGAGGCAGCCAAUCGCUGGGAGCAGGCCUAUGAAUUGGAAAGAAUAUCCAAGCAAUUGGAGUUUCCCACACACAUUCGGGCCCUGGCCAUUGCGCCGUGUGGCGUGCCCAAACAGGGGGCCAAGCCACGUUUUCUGGUCAAACGUGGAGAGCUCACCCAUUUAAUGUGGCGUGGCGAUGAUGCCAAACUGACAUUUGGCAAACGUUUCACCAAAUCCAAUAUCUAUGCGUUUCUUUUCUCCGAUCUCUUGGUGUUGACCAAGCGCAAGGGCGAAACUAGUUUUACUGUCUAUGAUUAUUGCCCCAGGAGCAUGAUGACAUUGUCCUCGGGUGACUCGCUGCCCCAGCUGCCAACCAAAGACUUAAAAGAUCAGGCGGGAAAGAAUCUAAUGCUUAUGACUCUCUUGGAGAACCAUGAAAGAAAAACCGUUGAACUAGUACUCUCCUGCCCAUCGAUAUCCGAUCAGCAACGUUGGCUCCAGGUUAUGCGACCGCCUGAGGCGGAAACACCAGACGAAAAGCUUUACGAAUCCUGGGAUUGCCCUCAGGUUAUAGCCAAGUACGUUUAUGAGACAGAUGAGCCAGAUGAACUUCAUUUAGAAACGGGAGAUGUGGUCAAUGUAACACGAAAACUGAAAGAUGGUUGGUAUCAAGGUGAACGCAUUCGUGAUGGCGCCGUCGGCUGGUUCCCCGGCAACUACACGGAGGAAUUGAACUCGGCUCAUGUUCGAUCACGCAAUUUGAAGCAAAGACAUCGGUUGCUAACUUUCACCGCCACCUUUCUUGAGUCCCAAAACAGAAAAUAGAAGAAUAUUGAGAAACUCCUUGUCACUGAUCCUGUUUGGGAUCAUCAUUCGUCUUCAUGUCAACGCCAUUUAUUAAAACUUAAAGUGAAUUAUUAUUAUUUAAGUGAGAUAUAGAAACAAGAAAACCAUUAGGAAAUGUGAUAAUUAUACAAAAAUAUAUAUAUAAUAUUAUAAUUA
Molecule: messenger RNA, 6413 nt
Organism: Drosophila willistoni
Lineage: Eukaryota; Metazoa; Arthropoda; Insecta; Diptera; Drosophilidae
Exons: 8
Coding region: 132-6236 (2034 amino acids)
Biological process (GO): activation of GTPase activity
Molecular function (GO): guanyl-nucleotide exchange factor activity; protein binding
Source: RefSeq, a predicted model, not a curated record